Messenger RNA from Drosophila rhopaloa, 726 nucleotides. RefSeq lists its product as uncharacterized. Bases 1 to 726 code for a protein of 241 amino acids. NCBI's taxonomy places the organism in Eukaryota, Metazoa, Arthropoda, Insecta, Diptera, Drosophilidae. Gene Ontology annotation, molecular function: nucleic acid binding. The record is from RefSeq and is a predicted model, not a curated record. The transcript has a single exon.
AUGAUCGCCCAAUACACCGCGGACGACCAGCGAUCCUGGGACCAGCUACUGCCAGAGAUCUCGCUCGCAGUGAAUUCCAGCAUCUCGGACAGCACGGGAUUCAGCCCCGCCUAUUUAGUCCAGGGCCGCGAGCCACGCCUGCCGGGGGCCUGGUACGACAAGGUGACCCCGAGCUCAAGUACCACGCCACAGCCACCCGAUGACCGGGCUAAAGGAUUACAGGAGGCAUAUGCCAUCGCACGAGAGAACAACGAGCGGGCAUCCCAGGAACAGCAGCGGUACUACAAUUUACGGCGGCGCGCUUGGCGACCGUUGGUGGGAUCAUGGGUGCUGGUCCGUACCCUUCACCUGUCCAAGGCCAGCGAGGGAUUCAACGCCAAGUUGGCUCCGAAGUACACCGGACCAUACAAAGUGGUGAAGUUCCUGUCCCAUAAUGUAGUGCUCCUACAACUGCGGGGCUCUAGGAAACGGCGGACUGCCAGUCUCCCGGAUCUCAAAGAGUACAGGACCGGAGAAGCCGACGACGAAGAAGAUACAGCGGACAACGAGGCAGAGCCAUACACAGAAGCGUUCGCCUCCGAACCCCCAAACGUGGAUCCAGAAGACUCCCAAGCUCUGGGGGACCAGCAGGAGAUACUCGGCCAGGAGAGCAACCAGGAUGCCCAAGUCACUGAGCAGCGUACCCAGCCCAAGAAAGCCACCCAUCGACGAGUACACUCCGAAUAA